Messenger RNA from Carassius carassius (crucian carp), 2030 nucleotides. RefSeq names its product cystine/glutamate transporter. Gene Ontology annotation, biological process: amino acid transmembrane transport. Gene Ontology annotation, molecular function: L-amino acid transmembrane transporter activity. The transcript is spliced from 13 exons. Bases 493 to 1956 code for a protein of 487 amino acids. Gene Ontology annotation, cellular component: membrane. NCBI's taxonomy places the organism in Eukaryota, Metazoa, Chordata, Actinopteri, Cypriniformes, Cyprinidae. The record is from RefSeq and is a predicted model, not a curated record.
GCUCCCUCUCAGUGAGGACUGACCCCUCACACACACAAACUAACACUCUGUAGCAUGUGCUGAAAGAGCUUUCAGUAAUCUGUGUGCUAGACUUAACAAAACUGCUCUUGGGUUCUCAUGCAUUCUCUGUAGUCAUUUUUCAUUUGUUUUUAUGUUCAUGUCGUAGAAAAGUGAACUUUGCAGCUGCCACAACAAGAAGAGGAGGUCCUCAUGGUAGAUUCCUGCAUCCCGCUGUGAGUGCUGUACCUACACACAUACUCAGCACAAUGGCACAUGGCUUUCCCCGUCUAAAAGGCUUUAAUUACUGGUGUUGAUGAAUCUGGGGAAGACUGCUGGCUUUGUUUCUGGCCUGAGCUCUGAGCUGGAUGGUGAGUUUCCAGGGUUACUCUGUAUGAAAGGAGGUGCAAAACAAGCAGCAUAAAGAGCAAAAGAGAAACGUUUACUGGUCUCACUACUUACUACCGCUGACUGAUCUAAAUCAGCCACUGAGCGAUGAGGGUUUCUAAAAGAGAGUCGGCCACUGAUGAAGGUACUGACAAAACCGUGAAAGACGAUGCAGUUCAUCUCAGGAGGAGGAUAGGCCUGUUGCAAUCAAUUUCUUUCAUCAUUGGCACUGUGGUGGGCAGCGGCAUCUUUAUUGCUCCCAAAGGCGUGUUGAUGAAUUCGGGCAGUGUGGGAUUGUCCCUGCUGGUCUGGACUCUGUGUGGCAUCCUCUCCACUUUUGGUGCUUUAUGCUAUGCUGAGUUGGGAACAAGCUUUAGAAAAUCAGGCGGUCAUUACACCUACCUGUUGGAGACCCUGGGACCCCUGCCUGCCUUCCUGCGACUGUGGACUGAGUUCAUAUUCAUCAGACCUGCAGUGGCCUCGUACGUGUCUCUGGCUUUUGGUCAGUAUGUAGUGGAGCCGUUAUUCAUGCCGUGUGCUGCUCCAACAGCUCUGGUCAAACUCGUCAGCAUGUUGGGAGUCACGUUUGUGGUGGCAAUGAACUGCUGGAGUGUGUCAAUGGCAGCACGUACGCAGGUCUUGCUGACCUUCAUCAAGAUGUUUGCUCUGAUUCUGAUCAUCAUCCCAGGCAUCAUGGCUCUGGUCAAUGGGAAAACUGAAAAUUUCCAGAAUGCCUUUGACUCAGAUUCUUUAACUCUGACCAAACUUCCUUUGGCCUUUUAUUCAGGUCUUUACGCAUAUGGUGGAUGGUUUUAUUUAAAUUUCAUAACGGAAGAGGUAAUUAACCCAAACAGAACCAUCCCAUUUGCUAUCAUUUUCUCCAUGGUGACUGUUACCGUGUGUUACGUGCUGGUCAAUGUGGCUUAUUACACCAUGAUGACUGCAAAUGAGUUACUGAUGUCAGAUGCCGUAGCAGUGACAUUUGCAAGUCGGGCUCUGCAGGGUAUAGCUCCAGCAAUACCAGUAUUAGUUGCUCUUUCUUGCCUUGGAGCUCUUAAUGGAGGAUUUUUUGGUUCACCCAGGAUGUUGUUCGUAGGAGCAAGAGAGGGUCACUUCCCGGCUAUCUUCUCCAUGAUCCAUAUCCGCAGACAAACGCCACUGCCAGCUGUGCUAUUUCUGUAUCCUAUGGUGAUCAUCAUGAUGGCAAGAGGAGAGAUCUUUCAACUGAUCAACUUUGCAUCCUUCUCUCGUUGGCUCUUCAUUGCCUUGGCCACCUUGGGAAUGAUCAUUCACCGCUACAGAUUUCCAGAUCAUCCCAGACCAUUCAAGGUCCCUUUAGCAAUUGCGGUGGUCUUUACCAUAGUGUGUUUCUUCAUCGUGGGCCUGUCCUUGUAUUCAGACCCCUGGAAUACAGGCGGCAGCUGUGCCCUCACAUUAUCAGGAGUACCUGUGUAUUACCUGACAGUCAAGAAGUCAUACAUACCUGAACGCUGGAAAAAAGCCUUCAAUUAUAUAAGCCUACAUCUGCAGAUACUCCUGGAAGUGGCUCAGCAGGAAGUUCAGACCUACUGAUGGAACUUCACCAAACACCAGCUGAAUUCAUGCCAACUAACAGAUCUGAGUGUCAAAGGGCAUCAAUGUUGCAU